CGUUUAUGUAGUUUUCGGCAAGUACGACGCCUAGCAGGAGUGUUUUCGUAACUUUCGUAAGAUCUUUAGAGAUUAAACUGUUCAUCACUUGAUCCUAUACGAGCGAACAUCGCUAAAGGACUGAAGUGAGGAAAUGCUGAUGUGGAGGUCAGCAGCAGCUCGCUGCAGGAGAUGGACAGCUGUCAAUCAAAUCAUCCGCUCAAACUCAGAUAUGGCUGAGUUUCGUGAGAUCUUCUCAAAGGCCCGACACAUCGCCGUCAUCACAGGAGCAGGAGUCAGUGCAGAGAGCGGUGUGCCCACCAUCAGAGGAGCUGAGGGGCGCUGGAGGAGCUGGAAAACACAGGACCUGGCGACGCCGGAGUGUUUCUCUCGUCACACCAGUCGUGUCUGGGAGUUCUAUCAGUAUCGCCGGGAGCUGUCUCUGAAGGCCGAGCCCAGCGCCGCUCACAGAGUGAUCUCUGAGUGUGAGGAGCGUCUCAGCAGACAGGGCCGAUCGCUGGUGGUCAUCACACAGAACAUCGACGAGCUGCACCAGAGAGCGGGGUCCAGACACGUGCUGGAGGUCCACGGAAAUCUGUUUCAGACCAGAUGUGUGAGCUGUGGAGAUGUGGAGAUCAAUCACAGGAGCCCCAUCUGUCCGUCGCUGGAGGGCAAAGGGUCACCUGAUCCUGACGCACCUGACGCGCUCAUACCUGUCAAAGACCUGCCCAGGUGUGAUGAGAAGGGCUGUGACGGUCUCCUGCGGCCUCAUGUCAUCUGGUUUGGAGAGACUCUGGACUCUCAGAUCCUCACUAAAGUGGAGAAGGAGCUGGAGACGUGUGACCUCUGUCUGGUGGUGGGCACGUCCUCCGUGGUUUACCCGGCAGCCAUGUUUGGUCCACAGGUGGCGUCCCGCGGUGUUCCAGUGGCGGAGUUCAACACCAAGACCACAGCAAACACACCACGCUUCAGGUUUCAUUUCCCAGGUCGCUGUGCAGAGACUCUUCCAGCGGCUCUCGCUCGACACGAGUCUGAGGUCAUCUGAUGCUCAGAGACACGCUGAACCUGAAUCUGAACAUUCCUCCGCUUCUGAGAUAUAACCUCUAGUAUAGAAACUGGAAAUGGGCCACAAGACGCUGAAUGUGCCUUAAGUUUCUCAGAGACGUCUUGAAUCACUGCCAGCGUUCCUCGUGAAGAAGAGCUGUCCUGCAUUAAUAAAGCACCGUAGAAGUGUGUGUGUGUGUGUGUGUGUGUGUGUGUGUGUGUGUGGCUUUACUCUGAAGCAUCACUAGAAGGACAGCAGUGUUUGUCUUCCUAUCACUCCAGCAGUUUCAGCAUUAAUACCAAUGAAUAAAAGUGCUUUUCACAGA
This is a messenger RNA of Puntigrus tetrazona (Sumatra barb), 1349 nucleotides long. Its product is annotated as NAD-dependent protein deacylase sirtuin-5, mitochondrial. Bases 134 to 1024 code for a protein of 296 amino acids. The record is from RefSeq and is a predicted model, not a curated record. The transcript has 9 exons. Lineage: Eukaryota; Metazoa; Chordata; Actinopteri; Cypriniformes; Cyprinidae. Gene Ontology annotation, molecular function: protein-succinyllysine desuccinylase activity; NAD+ binding; protein-malonyllysine demalonylase activity.